Paramecium sonneborni is the source of this 1303-nucleotide messenger RNA. The record is from the annotation of a GenBank genome assembly. NCBI's taxonomy places the organism in Eukaryota, Ciliophora, Oligohymenophorea, Peniculida, Parameciidae.
AUGAAUUUAAGAAAGGUUUCUUAAUAAUCUUACUUCAAAUAAAAGACAUCUAAUUUAUAAAAAAAUGAUAUUAUUAAAGAAGAAUAAGAAGAAACAAAAAUAAGUUAAAGUAAAAGCUUUUUUUAUUUAAGAUUUUUUGAAAAAAUGUACAACAUAGACAUCUGCUUCACCUUACACUAAAAAUUCUUCAUCAUAAUGUAAAUAAGAAAUAAUCUAUAGUAUUUUAGAAAUUCAAAAAUUCAACACAUAGUAUAUCCCCUUUCCAGAAAUAUAAUAUUAAGGAAAAGGAUUUAAUUAGUACUGUAUCUCAGUUUACUAUUGAAAAUAAACAAGCAUAGUCAUAAUCUGAGUAGCAAGAAGUGAUAGACAGAUUACUGAAAUGGGGGAAAAAAAAAGAACAGAAAAUUAGAGAGGAACAAGAAAAAAAGGAAAUUGAAGAAAAGAAUAAAAUUAGUGACAAACCUGAAUUAACAAAAGAAACUCUUAAAAUAUUUGAUUCAGGAUUAAAGCAUCAUUUAGAAUUGAAUAGCUUUAUUAAAUUCAAACAUUAAUUCACUUAAAUAUCAAAUGAUUAUCCAUCUCUAAUAAAACUUGAAAAAUUAAAGAAAGGAAAAAAAGUUAUUAUAGAAAAUGAAGAGGAAAUUGAAGACAAACCUGAAAAUAUAAAUGAUAAGUCAACUUAAUAUAAAUUGAGUAAUUAAAUAUAAUCAGAAUCUAUUGAAUCUACUCAUAGAUAAACUCGUAGCAAAUCUGAUUAUACAUCAAUUCCAAUUCAUUUGAGAUAUGAAUAUGAAAUAAAACUAAAAAAUGCAAAAUUAAAAUAAAUGAUUGAUGAAAAAGAAAAGGCUUUCUAAUAAGAAUUAGAAUUAUCUAAAAGUAUUAUUUAUUUAUAUUUAAGAAUACAAUAGUACUGCAGAAUAAUUUGAGCAUUUCUUGAGUGAACAGGAAAACUUUUUGAAAAAGAAAUAACAAUUUUAUGAUGCUAAUCUAAAAAAAGAAUUAGAAAAAAUAUAAGAAAUUGACUCUCAAUUUUCAUAUAAACCAGAAAUCAAUUUUCCACCUACUUAAACAAAAGUUCCUAAAAAUCUGAAUUAAGAUGAAAAAUUUAAUGAAAAACUCAAUUUAAUUAGAGAAAGAUAAUUAAAAUAAAAAUAAAUCUAUUUUUUUAAAUCUACUUUACCUGAUUUAAGGAGAAAUAUUAAAAAAAAGUAUCAAGAUGUAAUUUCUAAAUUUUAUAAUAUAGAUUCUCCAUAAAAGUGACAAUUUUACAUCAUCUCAAAUUUAAUUUCAAACAGAAAGUUGA